AUCGAAUAACUACACUGUUUGACGGUCAUCUCCACUUUUAGUAUUUGCAUCAGGUGUUCAGUUUAGCUUUAUCUUAGCUCCAUCUUUUAGCACGGCUACACUACACUGUUCAAAUAAACGGUCUAGUAGCCUAGUAAUGCGAAGAGAUGAGCCAGGGCUCCAUGAAAAUGGAACGACCCACGCACUUCGAUGGGUACCCCGUUUGCGAUGCGAAUGCGAUACAGCGUGAUCACAUUUAGGCUAUUUAUAGGAUCUCACUGAGUACGUUACAGGUGUAUGGUCGAGAAAACGCGGAAGUGACGUUAAUGCUCACAAGACAAGGAUUAAACCAUUGGAUUACUGUAAUUUGACGGCCAGAGCUGGAAUCCACCUCUCGGUCUCCGAGUGAAAAAUAAAAACGGUGACAGGCUUGAAGGGUCACGCCAGUUUUGUGAGGAGAACAGUCAGCACUGUACCAGGACAUGGUUAUCAGCUCUCAGAAAGGUCUCUCCAGUAGAAGUAUAAACUAGGCCCCUCCGUCAGUGUGUGGUCAGCGGUAGGCCAGCGAGGCGGGGCGUCCCAUGCACACGCCCAGCGGCACCAUGGGUAGUUCGCCCGAGGUUCUCUCCUGGACCUCCUGCCCAAGCCUGCUGGUGGGCAAGCUCAAGGAGGAGCUCAAGCUGACCGUGGUGGGGGGCGACGUGGCCGCCAAGAAGAACAGCAACCCCCCCAACCACCCCCCCAACGUGACCAACGCAGGGGGCAACCCCCAGGGCCCCCUGGCCCCUAUCUCCGCGCUCCUGCCCCCCUCUGGCGUGCCCGUCGCCCACCUGCCCCCCCAGAUCAUCACGGACUUGGCGCCCCCUACGCACCUGCCCGUGCCCCUCCAGCAGCUGACCCUCCCCGGCCGCGGCGGCCUCGGCUUGGGCAGCGGAGGCGAAGAGGACUGUGCGCUGGGCGGCGUGAGCCCGCCCAUCACGGCGCUGAGCGAGGACUCCACGCGCGAGCAGGACCACUUCGAGAACAGCAUGCUGCAGCUCCAGGAGCACGAGGACGUGGAGGCCGAGUCGCCGGGCUCCUGCGGCCAGGGAGGGUGCCUCAGCGGCGGGGAGGAUGCCAACGAGGAGGGGGGUGGAGGUGGUGGAGGUGGAGGAGGUGGAGGGGGCGAUGGGUGCCCUGAGGACCAGCACGGAGGCGGGGACGGCAUGCACCCCCGAUGCCACCACCACCACCCGCACCCCGACGACAUCAAGCUGCACUUCCAGAGGGCUGGACAGACAGGGGGCUUCCUGGAAGGGCUCUUCGGAUGCCUGAAGCCUGUGUGGAACAUCAUCGGCAAGACCUACUCCACGGAGUAUAAGCUGCAGCAGCAAGACAUGUGGGAGGUUCCGUUUGAGGAGAUCUCGGAGCUGCAGUGGUUGGGCAGUGGGGCUCAGGGGGCCGUGUUCCUGGGCAAGUUCCGCUCCGAGGAGGUGGCCAUCAAGAAGGUCCGCGAGCAGAAGGAGACGGACAUCAAGCACCUGCGCAAACUCAAGCACCCCAACAUCAUCGCAUUCAAGGGUGUGUGCACCCAGGCCCCGUGCUAUUGCAUCAUCAUGGAGUACUGUGCCCAGGGCCAGCUGUACGAGGUGCUGCGGGCUGGACGCAAGGUGACCCCGCGCAUGCUGGUGGACUGGGCGUCCGGCAUCGCCAGCGGCAUGAACUACCUACAUCUGCACAAGAUCAUCCACAGAGACCUCAAAUCACCAAAUGUGUUGGUCACGCACAAUGACGCGGUGAAAAUCUCAGACUUCGGGACCUCCAAAGAGCUCAGUGACAAGAGCACCAAGAUGUCCUUUGCGGGGACGGUGGCCUGGAUGGCCCCCGAGGUGAUCAGGAACGAGCCAGUGUCAGAGAAGGUGGACAUCUGGUCGUUCGGGGUGGUUCUCUGGGAGCUGCUGACAGGCGAGAUCCCUUAUAAGGAUGUGGACUCGUCGGCUAUUAUCUGGGGCGUGGGCAGCAACAGCCUGCACCUGCCCGUGCCCUCCACCUGUCCCGACGGCUUCAAGAUCCUCAUGAAGCAGACGUGGCAGGGGAAGCCCAGGAACCGACCCUCGUUCCGCCAGAUCCUGCUGCACCUGGACAUCGCCUCUGCUGACAUCCUGGGAGCCCCUCAGGAGACCUACUUCAAGUCUCAGGCGGAAUGGCGAGAGGAAGUGAAGAAGCACUUUGAGAAGAUCAAGAGUGAGGGCACGUGCAUCCACCGCCUGGAUGAGGAGCUCAUCCGCCGCAGGAGAGACGAGCUCAGGCAUGCUCUGGACAUCCGAGAGCACUAUGAGCGGAAGCUGGAGAGAGCCAAUAACCUCUACAUGGAGCUGAGCGCCAUCAUGCUGCAGCUGGAGGUCCGGGAGAAGGAGCUUAUGAACACCGGCAACCUCGAUAACGGCAUUCCAGACGCCGCAGCAAGCAGCGAGGACGCCACCGCCGCUCCACUGCCCUCCACUGUGAUGGGCCUGGCCAUGUCCAGCUCCUCCCUGAGCUCGGGGCCGGGCCCGCUGUGUCCCUGCUGCCAGGCGCACCCUUACCCGGACUGCCCGCACUGCCAGGAGGAGAAUGUGCCGCCCAUGCCCGCGGCCAGCCACCCCGAGAUGCCCCACUACUCCCUGCUCAGCACCUGUGAGGGCAAGCCCCAGCCGGCCGCGCCCCGUCUCGGGGAGCCCGCCUCCCGGCCAGCGAGAACCAGGGCGGCAGGGGGGACAGGGGCUUGGGCAGAGCAGGGCCCCCAGAAGCAACCUCCCCUGGGGUGGAUGCAUGCUCCGGCCCCUCAGGAAGGUGGGUGGAGGACUGGAGAUGACUCAUCAGAAGAGGAGGAAGGGGAGGUGGACAGUGAGGUGGAGUUUCCACGGAGACAGAGGCCCCACCGCUGCAUGAGCAGCUUCCAAUCGUACUCGACGUUCAGCUCGGAGAACCUGUCGGUGUCGGACGGCGAGGAGGGCAACACGAGCGACCGCUCCAACAGCGGCCCGCUGGAGCGCCUGAGCGGCAGCCAGGAGGAACACCUGGACGAGCUGCUGGCCCACACGCCCGAGAUCCCCAUCGACAUCUCCACGCAGUCCGACGGCCUCUCCGACAAGGAGUGUGCCGUGCGCCGCGUCAAGACACAGAUCUCCCUGGGCAAGCUGUGCACCGACGAGCACAGCUAUGAGAACCCGUUGCACUUUGGGGACUCCGACACCGACUCAGAUGCCGAGUGUUCCGACGCAACGAUCCGCAACCCCAAACCCUGCGCCCCCUCUUCCUGGUGAGGAUCGGACCCAACCUCGCAAAACCCCGUCUCUGCACGAGGGAAACCAUGGCAAUAACCAACCAGAUUGGCUGUAUGCAGCCACACCCUCAACCCCCCACCUCCCAAACUCGCUGACAACCUCUUCCCCUCCCUCCUGCCCUCAUUACCCAGUCACCUUGGCAACCUAAAGCAGGGAUUCCUUCGAAUGACACUGUAGCAAAAUAUAUAGCAUUCAAAAUUUUUAUUUUUGUUUGAAGUCUCGAGGAAGUGAAAACAAAAUCAGGAACUCUGUAUAGAUAGAAUCAAAAUCGAACAAAGAAAAAAAACUAAACAAAAAAAUAACUUUGCAAUGUAGAUGUGUGGGUGGAGUAUAUGUGCUUGAGUCGACUGAUUUGGGACACUAAUGUUUGUGACCCGAGAGACUGGGCAUUUGUGUAGAAUAUGAAGCAAGUGUGUGUGUGUGUGUGUGUACAUAUGUAUGUAUGUGUGUAUGAGAAUGUGUGUGUCUGUGUUGAGUCCUUGAGUUCUUGGGCAUAGCAGUAGAUCAGUGUGUAGUUGAAGACCAUUCCAUGAUGGGGGGCCAGCUGUAGACUGUCCUUUCUGAAGGGACGGACCUGAUAAGUGUUCCUCCACCUUUGCCCUGCGCAUCCACCUCCACAUAAUCUAGCCAGCCUCCUCUGUCUGGCUACGCAGAGCUACCUGUUGAAUCUCUAGGUUUACAGAAUCAGGCCCCCACCACCACCACCACACACACACACACACACACACACAUACCCCCCUAUUUAUCCCAUCCCCAGCCCUGCCUAUCACCUCAGCAGGGGGGAAUCAGGGAUGGUGUACCCCAAGUUUUUAGACACCAGCAUGAGACGUUCAUCCUCCUGUCUGUCCAUUCCCUCUCUCUCUCUCUCUCUUUCUCCUCUCUCUCUCUAUCUCUUUCUCCUCUCUCUCUCUAUCUCUCUUUCUCUUUUCUCUCUCUAUCUCUCUCUUUCCUCUCUCUCUCUUUCUCCUCUCUCUCUCUAUCUCUCUUUCUCUUUCUUUCUCUCCGCCAACGUGCUUUUGUUCGAAUGGAUCUCUUCUCCCCCAAACCCAACCGUAGAACCCCCUCUCUCCUGCAUGGCCCCCCGCAAGUGUUCAACAAGUCACUGGGUUCGUCAUCACUGUUGUCGCAGAGACCAGGAAGAUGGACUUCGGAGGCAGGCGCCCACCCCCACCUCAGACUGGACCAGAAAGGGGGCGAUCACACAGGAAGCUGUUUGAAGGCAGCGUGCUUGUUUGACGUCAGAAACAAACACACACACACACAACACACACACACACACACGACUAUGCGCUGCUCCUGUCCUUCCCGUUGUUCCUUCAUCUCAGGAGUGUUGGAAAUAGAAGAGGACUGAGAGACUUAAUGGACGAGCACCAACAAAUACAAACAAAGGCCGUUAAGGACUCCUAAUGUAAAGCAGGUUUUAGUCUUCUGGGCAGACCUGCAUCUCUGCUCAUCUAUGUUUGGUUUAACAUGGUUGACUUUUUUUUCUCAUUAUGUUUUCCUGGUCAUUCACCUGCCCAUAAAUAGUAGAAUUCGUGCAGUGUUGGUUUUUUGCGGUGAAUUUGCAGUAUCCCUUUUAAGGAGUUCGCUCAGGCAUAAAAGUCUGUCUUUUUUCGUUGUUGUUGUUUAUUGUUGUUGUUAUUGUUGUUGUUCUUGCCGUUCCUGUUGAUGUUAUUGUUUUUGUUUAUGCACUUGUUUCUUUGUCUGUUUGCGUCGUUGGUGCUGAAUGAGCGUAUAAAUGAAUGUUUACAGAAAGGUAUUUGAAAAAGAAAACAAACACACUAAAGAAGCACAGGCUCGGCUCCCUGCCCGCCCACUGCGGUCAGAUGCUUGGACCAGGAACGAACCAGCAAUAAUGUCGGUUUCCGCUCAGGCUGAAAAUAGGUUUGACCCGCUCAGGAGUGUCCAGCAGGCUGGACAGACAGACGCUCGGACAAGUCAGAGGUGACGUGUAGUGAAAAGCAGCUUUCGAGAUCCUUUAUAUUUUUUAACUGAGAAUUCCAGAAUCUGAUGCUCAGGUAUUGAUUUGACCACAGUGUUCAGCGUAAUAGCAAUGGGUGCCCACUAGGUGGCUGCAGACUUCUUGAUCUACAUAUAUAUUUUUAACCCCCACAAUCCUUGCUGUCAAGGAGAGAUGGUAUUUAAUUUUGCAUUGAGCCCAGUAAGGCUGGAACUGACUUACUACUUAGUGAACUUAACUGUGUCAUACUUGUACAUGUACUGCUGUCACAAAUUUGUAUGUUUUGUUUUUUCUAUCCAAGUGAAGGGAUACUGCAUCUUCCCUGCUAUCUAGGCUAUCCAUUUUAAUAGCUAUCUAGGCUAUCCAUUUUAAUUGUUGUCUUUCAUUUUAUGGUGUAUGUAUUGAAGGUGUCAUUAGAUUGGCCAGUUGUUAACUAGAUAAAAGUGAUAUCUUGUUCUUGUUCGUGAAGAGAUGUUGGCAAACGUGGCAUAGCCUAAGCUGUGAAAUGAAAAUGCUUCAGCCCGUUUCGUAUGGUUUCACGCUUUUGGACAAUUGCCGAAAACAAGUUCCAGGUUUCCAGGCAACAGAAUGCCAGAGGAAGAACUGACUGUCAUAACGUCUAAUGUCUUGAUAUCUGUCAAGCCGCCCGCCUGCUGUAUAGCCACUUUAAUAUCCAGAUCAGUAGCGUGAGAACUGGGUUUUAGGGUUGAGUAGACCAAAUGUCAGCCAACUCAAAAGACAAGAUUAUUGUGAUGUGUGUGGGAUUUGUUUUUCAUGAAACGGGCCCAUUGUGUUGAAUCAAACUUGUUUAUUUUGUUUACGUGUGAUCCACUUAAUAUUACACUAUUCUGACCACCAGAAAUCAAACUGUGGUGUUAUGACAAAAACUGCAAUGAUGACUGGCAUAUGGAAGCCAUCAAUAGAUCCUUGUAAAGUAUCAUUUAUUUUAUUUGUUGAUUUAAGUUUAAUUUAAUUUAAUUUAAUUUAAUUUAAUUUAAUGUUUUUUUUCUCUUGGAUAUUUUGUAGCUGGUCUACAUGAUUAUUAAGUUAACUUAUUAUGGAUAACCUGGACAGGUAAAAGAAAUCAGUGUAAUAAUCUCUUGACUUAUUGACUUUUUUGCUGGCUUGUUUGUUUGUUUUCUUUAUUUUUUGACAUCUCAGUAAUUCUGACUGGAUUGAAAACCUCUGAGGUCUGUAAAGUAAUCAGUAUAGGACACUGUUGGAAAUGAUCAUGCUACCGGACGAUUGAGAUAAAAUCCUCUGUAACUUCUCUUCUUGUCUCUGUCCUCCUCUGACGGUGGUCUUCAGUUCCCUAAUGACCCACUCCUGUAGGCUUGUAGGGCUCCCAUGUCCCACCCAAAGCAGAGUAGUUAUCACAUAUCAGCUGAAGCUGUGUUGACCAACAGACGUAGCCAGUAGGCCAUGACAGAAUUUCACCACCUUGUAGGACAUCCAGGACACCAGCCUCCCCAGGUCAAUCUUUCAAGGGCAUUUCUUUUUUAUCUGCUCCACUGUCCCGUGUUUGAGGUUGCCGUUGGCAACAAGGGAGUGUUGUCCGUGUACCACCUUAUCUAGUAUCAGACCGCUCCGCAGACAGACAGGAGGGUCUGCUUUAAACGCAGGCACUUCACUGGCACGAUGCCAAAACACAUCCAGGAUACAGUGUUAGUUCCUAAUCACACACACACACACACACACUGGUGUAAUCUGGACUCUGGUCACGAUUGCCAGGUUGCAAACAUGUAUUCAGCUCUAGUGGUAGGUCGAAAUUGGUAGAGUUUUAGUGCGUAGACUUUUACAAGCAGAGAAAGACCGACUCCUAGGAGAGGCUGGCACUGUGGCUGUGGAUCCGGCUGGCAGCUGGGCCAAAUCCGGUUGCAAGCCGGCGGCUAUCUGAGCAAGAGGAAGUACCACACUGUCAGGCUAUAGACAUCUGCCAACACCUCAGCCAACGGGUGAUUCUCUCUCUCUCUCUCUCUCUCUCUCUCUCUCUCUAUCUAUCUAUCUAUCUAUCUAUCUAUCUAUCUAUCUUUCUUUCUGUUUCAUCAUAUUCUCUCAUUCUCUUGAAUAUUCCAUAUUACAAUUGCUUCUUUUUCCCCCCCAAACGGUUCUGUUAAUAGUAACUGACUGUGUGCAGAAUGUCAUUUUAAUCUGUUGAAACCUCAUUUCUUCCUCCUGGUUUAUGUCUCUCCCUCUUCCAUGUCUGUCUUUCUUCACUUAUGCCCCGCCUUUUCCCCCCUUCGCCUGUAUUUUUUUUUCUUGAAUGGCGUAAUGAUCAACCAAUCCUGACAGUUUCCUGUAUUAGCCAGUGUACAGUGCAAUGGGGAGAGGGGGUGGGAGUGAAAUCAAAGCAAACAACUGCAUGGAAUAAACACUGCUGUACUGUACCAAA
Molecule: messenger RNA, 7636 nt
Organism: Alosa alosa (allis shad)
Lineage: Eukaryota; Metazoa; Chordata; Actinopteri; Clupeiformes; Clupeidae
Gene: map3k13
Product: mitogen-activated protein kinase kinase kinase 13
Biological process (GO): protein autophosphorylation; JNK cascade
Molecular function (GO): ATP binding; JUN kinase kinase kinase activity
Source: RefSeq, a predicted model, not a curated record